This is a messenger RNA of Acanthoscelides obtectus, 1284 nucleotides long. Lineage: Eukaryota; Metazoa; Arthropoda; Insecta; Coleoptera; Chrysomelidae. The record is from the annotation of a GenBank genome assembly.
CAAUAAACGAAUAAACUCCCGCACUUUUUCGUCUGGCGACGACUUCUUCACUUACUUUUGGCACACGCACGCUAUUCGCAUCUGUGAUAACACUUGUCGACAAUGUUUUUUCCCAGAAACCAGAGUACCUACACUUUUCGCUGAGGUUUUCAACGAGUUGAAUUCGAAUGCGAAUAUAAUAUUUUUUCAAAAAAUUAUUCAUAUUCAUUCUUGCUAUUUCUUUUCAGUUUGUGGUGUCCGCGUUGGUGUUUGUGGUGGCGCUAGCGACAGCCGUGAUAGAGUGCCGCCAUCUGGUGGACGACCUCGAGAACGAGGUCAGCCAGACGGCGGAGGGCAACAUCGGCCUGCCCCUAGGCGGCCCCGUCCAGGGGGGCCAUCCUGGCGGGGAGUGGGUCAAGAUCAAUCAUCCGCCGGUGUCUGUGGUCACGAGGAAAGUAGGACAACACGUCGAAUUACGGUGUGAUGCGAUGGGAUCGCCCCCACCCACUAUACAAUGGUUCAAGAGGAAUCAAAGGAUCACAGAGAACGAGAGCUUCGAAGACAACAACCUUAUAACGGGCAGCCUCAGCCUGGCGAAAGUCUCCUCCCGUUUGGUAAUCAACUACGUUCUCCCGAGACACCAGGAUAUCUACAGAUGCGUAGCAGAAAGCGGGUCCAAAGUGAUCAGCGCAGCUUCAAAACUGAUCGUCACCAACAAAGAAGGCAGAGAAAUGAACCUUACGCAGCUGAUCAACGCCAAGAUCCUUGGGGCACACCAUCUGCCUAGGGUCACCUUCUGGGCAUCGACAUACAUGGACGUCAUAGGUAACGACGUGAUCCUGCCGUGCAAGUUCGUGGGCAACCCUAAGCCGUUGGUGAUAUGGAUCGACCCUUACAGCAAAGUGAUAGAGAGCGACGGUGAGAAGUAUUCGGUGUCCCAAGAUGGAGAGUUGAAGAUCAGGUCAAUAAGUUGGUCGGACAUGGGGCCGUACACGUGCGUUGUUGAAAACUCGGCGGGCGAAGAUUCUGUAGAAACGUUUUUGUAUCCAAUGCAGGAAUCAACGAAAUAACGGCCACCGCACCACCCGACCAAGUCCUUCCCCUCCAAACUCUGAUUCUAGUCAAAUUUUUCUUAAGCAUUCCAAGGCAAAAAUGAGCUUGGAUAUUUUUUUAAUUUAUACUUUUUAGUAUCGAUGAACUAGUAUUUAUAUGAUAGGUAUUAAUAGUGUAAUUAAAUUAUGUACUUAUUUAUAUUGUUAAAAAAGAAUUUUUAAAGAUGUAAUUAAAGAAAUUACAAACACCUGA